Molecule: messenger RNA, 1326 nt
Organism: Xenia sp. Carnegie-2017
Lineage: Eukaryota; Metazoa; Cnidaria; Anthozoa; Malacalcyonacea; Xeniidae
Product: replication factor A protein 2-like
Exons: 10
Coding region: 116-523 (135 amino acids)
Source: RefSeq, a predicted model, not a curated record
CAUUUUUUUUGCGUUUAACGUAAAUAAGCGAAUUAAGACAACGAACACACGAAGAUAUUUGUCGUAAUAUACCUUGGAAUUUUUAACAAAAUUUGUUAAAAAGUAGCAUUCAAAGAUGAACUUCAGAGCAGAUGGAAGUACAUUUGGAGAGAAUAUGUCAUUUAACAGUCCUGGUGGUGGUGGUGGUGGUUUCCUUGAGAAAACAUUUGGAGAAUCACCUUUGUCACAGGAAAAGCGAGAGGAAAAGACAGGAGCAGUUCCAGUUACUGUGGCUGCCAUAUUUAAUGCAGAGUAUGACAUUGGUGUUGAUGGUUUAGUUAUUGAUGGUGUUCACAUUCAUCAGGUUAUUAUAAUUGGAAUGAUUGUGAAAGUUGUGGCAAAACCCCUGUAUUCAAAUUUCGCUAUACAAGAUCACACGGGUGGACAGAUAAAGGUGACAAAAUGGGUGGAUCAUCAGGAAUCGCCAGAGGAUGAGCCUGAAGACACGCUUAGGGAAGAUACAUGGGGGUCUAUGGCAUGGUGAGAAAUCCUGAAAACGCACCACGACAUAUCAUAGCCUUCCACAUGUGGACCGUAGUUAAUUUCUCAGAAAUUGUGUUUCAUUUAUAUGAAGUCAUGAACAUGCAUGUCUACUUGAAAAGGAGGAAAAGUGGAAACAACCCGAAACCAGGUAGUAGUGGCAUAUCCGUGGAAAUGAUCAAGAACAACGACUUACCGAGCGAACUAAGUGAAAGACCGGAGAUUGAAGCGAAGGCGUAUCAGGCCGUUGCACAGUUUGAUAUGAGAGAACACGGUGCUCCCUUAAAUGAAGUUUCCAAAAUAUUAAAUGUCACGGAAAGUCGAUGUCGUGAUAUAUUGGUGACUUUGCAGGAUGUUGGUCUUGUCUACACAACAAUGGAUGAUAAUCACUUCAAAGCAAUCAGUUAACAGUGUAGCUAUAUAUAUUUAUUUUUACGUGUAUCGAGAUGUAAUGUAUAUUUUCAGUCGAUUAUUGAGAUGUUUUUGUUUGGGAUCAACGCUAAAUUGGAGUAGACUCAAUAAACACAUUUACACACGUACAAAGUCUGUCACAACAUUAGUUCGUGCAUGUAAAAUAUAUUAUGUAAAAUAUAUUGUCCACAGUAACCACAUCUUUGUUCCUUAUAUUUUGUUUUCUUUUAUCGUUACACGACGUCUUUUUGCGCAAAUAAUUGCAUAUGUAUAUAACUGUCAUUGACACUUUGUACUAAGUAUGAAGGAUUUUUCAAAAAUUUACAGAUAUCCGUCCAAGUACCCCUUUACGAAACUGUUUAUUUAUUUUAAAUAAAAGACUUCCUAAAACUGUAA